UGGCCGCUUCCCAGCUCCUUAGCGACUUCGGCGCUUCUGUUCCAGCAGCUCUGACUAUUCGGACCCUCAGCGCAGAGCGCGAGGCAGUCACCUCGUUGCUCCGUGGAGCUGACUGCGUUCUGAGAUCUACAGAAAGAGAAGAAAAUUGUUCAUGGAGAAAAUGAUGAGAAACAACAGCUGAGGAAUAUCAAGGAUUAUCAACAGACGUGUUCCAAACAAGGUAUGACUUUCUUGGCAAAACAGCCCCAUCAAGAGUCUCACCAGCCACUCCCUUGGGGGGACGCAGAGACUCAGGCAAGAGAAAGAAAAACGAGGCGAGACACCUGUCUCCAAUGGAAAAAAGGAAGAACACACCUGGAGAGCAGCUGAGACAAACGGAGCCAAGGGGGAAAAACAGUAACUGGAGAGGAGACUGCUUCCAAGCGGUUGCUGGUUUAUAAGAUGUUUGUGGAUUCUUCUGUGGAAUCAGAGGGCACAUCUGUUGUGAUCAGAAAACUCCAAGUGUAGCAGCAGGAAUGGAUGAACAGGCUCUUCUAGGGCUAAAUCCAAAUGCUGAUUCAGACUUCAGGCAAAGGGCCCUGGCCUAUUUUGAGCAGUUGAAGAUUUCCCCAGAUGCCUGGCAGGUGUGUGCAGAAGCUCUGGCCCAGAGGACAUACAGUGAUGAUCACAUUAAGUUUUUCUGCUUUCAAGUACUGGAACAUCAAGUUAAAUACAAAUAUUCAGAACUAACUACUGUUCAACAACAACUAAUUAGGGAGACGCUCAUAUCUUGGCUUCAAGCUCAGAUGCUGAAUCCCCAACCAGAGAAGACCUUUAUACGAAACAAAGCAGCCCAAGUCUUCGCCUUGCUUUUUGUUACCGAAUAUCUCACUAAAUGGCCCAAGUUUUUUUUUGACAUUCUCUCAGUAGUGGACCUAAAUCCAAGGGGAGUAGAUCUGUACCUCCGAAUCCUCAUGGCCAUUGAUUCAGAGUUGGUGGAUCGUGAUGUAGUGCAUACAUCAGAGGAGGCUCGUAGGAAUACUCUCAUAAAAGAUACCAUGAGAGAACAGUGCAUUCCAAACUUGGUGGAAUCAUGGUACCAAAUCCUACAAAAUUAUCAGUAUACUAAUUCAGAAGUGACAUGUCAGUGCCUUGAAGUAGUUGGGGCUUAUGUCUCUUGGAUAGACUUAUCCCUUAUAGCCAAUGAUAGGUUUAUAAAUAUGCUGCUAGGUCAUAUGUCAAUAGAAGUUCUACGGGAAGAAGCAUGUGAUUGUUUAUUUGAAAUUGUAAAUAAAGGAAUGGAUCCUGUUGAUAAAAUGAAACUAGUAGAAUCUUUGUGUCAAGUAUUACAGUCUGCUGGAUUUUUCAGCAUUGACCAGGAGGAAGAUGUUGACUUCCUGGCCAGAUUUUCUAAACUGGUAAAUGGAAUGGGACAGUCAUUAAUAGUUAGCUGGACUAAAUUAAUUAAAAGUGGGGAUAUCAAGAAUGCUCAAGAGGCACUACAAGCUAUCGAAACAAAGGUGGCGCUGAUGUUGCAGCUACUAAUUCACGAGGAUGACGAUAUCUCGUCUAACAUUAUUGGAUUUUGCUAUGAUUAUCUUCAUAUUUUGAAACAGCUUACAGUGCUCUCGGAUCAGCAAAAAGCUAAUGUAGAGGCAAUCAUGUUGGCCGUUAUGAAAAAAUUAACUUAUGAUGAAGAAUAUAACUUUGAAAAUGAGGGUGAAGAUGAAGCCAUGUUUGUGGAAUAUAGAAAACAACUGAAGUUGUUGUUGGACAGGCUUGCUCAAGUUUCACCAGAGUUACUGCUGGCUUCUGUGCGCAGAGUUUUUAGUUCUACGCUGCAGAAUUGGCAGACUACACGGUUUAUGGAAGUUGAAGUAGCAAUAAGAUUGCUGUAUAUGUUGGCAGAAGCUCUUCCAGUAUCUCAUGGUGCUCACUUCUCAGGUGAUGUUUCAAAAGCUAGUGCUUUGCAGGAUAUGAUGCGAACCUUGGUAACGUCAGGAGUUAGUGCCUAUCAGCACACAUCUGUGACAUUGGAGUUCUUCGAAACCGUUGUUAGAUAUGAAAAGUUUUUCACAGUUGAACCUCAGCACAUUCCAGGUGUACUAAUGGCUUUCCUAGAUCACAGAGGUCUGCGGCACUCCAGUGCAAAAGUGCGGAGUAGAACCGCUUACCUGUUUUCCAGAUUUGUCAAAUCUCUCAAUAAACAAAUGAAUCCUUUCAUUGAGGAUAUUCUGAAUAGAAUACAAGAUUUAUUAGAGCUUUCUCCACCUGAGAAUGGUUACCAGUCUUUGUUGAGCAGUGAUGAUCAGUUAUUCAUUUAUGAGACAGCUGGAGUGCUGAUUGUUAAUAGUGAGUACCCAGCAGAACGGAAGCAAGCGCUAAUGAGGAAUCUGUUGACUCCACUCAUGGAGAAGUUUAAAAUUCUGUUAGAAAAAUUGAUGAUGGCACAGGACGAAGAAAGGCAGGCAUGUCUAGCAGACUGUCUCAACCACGCGGUUGGAUUUGCCAGUCGGACCAGCAAAGCUUUCAGCAACAAGCAGACUGUGAAACAAUGUGGCUGUUCCGAAGUUUAUCUGGACUGUUUACAGACGUUCUUGCCAGCCCUCAGUUGUCCCUUACAAAAGGAUAUUCUCAGAAGUGGAGUUCGCACUUUCCUUCAUCGCAUGAUUAUUUGCCUGGAAGAAGAAGUCCUUCCAUUCAUUCCAUCUGCCUCGGAACACAUGCUCAAAGAUUGUGAAGCAAAAGACCUCCAGGAAUUCAUUCCUCUCAUCAACCAGAUUACAGCCAAAUUUAAGAUACAGGUAUCGCCGUUUUUACAACAAAUGUUCAUGCCUCUUCUUCAUGCAAUUUUUGAAGUUUUGCUCCGACCAGCGGAAGAAAAUGACCAGUCUGCUGCUUUAGAGAAGCAAAUGUUGAGGAGGAGUUACUUUGCUUUCUUGCAAACGGUCACAGGCAGUGGAAUGAGUGAAGUCAUAGCAAAUCAAGGUGCAGAGAAUGUAGAAAGAGUGCUGGUCACUGUUAUUCAAGGAGCAGUUGAAUAUCCAGAUCCAAUUGCCCAAAAAACGUGUUUUAUUAUCCUCUCCAAGUUGGUAGAACUCUGGGGAGGUAAAGAUGGACCAGUGGGAUUUGCUGAUUUUGUUUAUAAGCACAUUGUCCCCGCAUGUUUCCUAGCACCUUUAAAACAAACCUUUGACCUGGCAGAUGCACAGACAGUAUUGGCUCUGUCCGAGUGUGCAGUGACACUGAAAACAAUUCAUCUCAAACGGGGCCCAGAAUGUGUUCAGUAUCUGCAACAAGAAUACCUGCCUUCCUUGCAAGUAGCUCCGGAGAUAAUUCAGGAGUUUUGUCAGGCGCUUCAGCAGCCUGAUGCUAAAGUUUUUAAAAACUACUUAAAGGUAUCUGUAACAGCAGAUCGAAGUACAUUGUAGCAGUCUUAUGCUCCAAACACAUUCACCUAAAAGCAUUUGAAGUCUUCCUCCCAAGCCCUACUUCUCUUCAGUGUUAGCAUUAUUCUUCUAGUUGGAAAAAACGAAGUCCCUUCUUUGUGCCGACUCUAUUCCUAUCUGAUUAUUUGAUCCAGCUGACUCUUUCUUCCUCUCUGUCUCUGCUGCCACUCUGUAGGCUUAUGUUAUCUCACUCUGAUUUCCCUUCCCUUGUUCUAUCCAAGCUGAUCUCUGUCCUCUGAAAUUCAUUCCCCUUCCCCAUAAUCUUCAUAAACCUAUUGUUGACUAAAAAAAUGUUCAUGUCUCUUAGUUUGGCAUUUAGCUAUUUUUUUUUCAUGUUCUAAUCUCAGACUACAUUUAUGGUUUCUCGUGCAGAAACAGUCUUUACUAUUCCUGCUGUUCUUCAGUAAUCCUGCCUUAUUAGCAACCUUCUCCCUUAUGAAUUCUACCCAUUCUUCUAGGCUUCUCUCAAACAUGGCCUCUUUGUAAGGCUUUCCUUUGCUCAUGUAGCAAUCAGUUUUUCUCUCUAUUUAGUAGAUUGUUAAUAAUUGUUAAAUGAAUGUCUGGUCUAUGAGGUGUUCGGGAUAUAAUGGUUACUACAAUCCUUAUUCUUACUGAGCUUACUGCCUACUAUUUACUCUUUCUAGUGUGCACUUAAUAUCUACCCAGCUGUGGAAGGUACUGGGCUAGUGCCUAGCACAGCCUCUUGCCUACUUGUUCAUAGUCUCAAAUGUUGAACUGGAAGUAUUUUUUUUUAAUAAUAAAUAAAUAGUAAAUUCCUUAAAG
Vicugna pacos (alpaca) is the source of this 4211-nucleotide messenger RNA. It is a transcript of the gene XPOT, whose product is annotated as exportin for tRNA. Gene Ontology annotation, cellular component: nuclear matrix; cytoplasm; nuclear pore. Gene Ontology annotation, biological process: intracellular protein transport; tRNA re-export from nucleus. The record is from RefSeq and is a predicted model, not a curated record. NCBI's taxonomy places the organism in Eukaryota, Metazoa, Chordata, Mammalia, Artiodactyla, Camelidae. Gene Ontology annotation, molecular function: tRNA binding; small GTPase binding.